Catharus ustulatus (Swainson's thrush) is the source of this 1653-nucleotide messenger RNA. Its product is annotated as inositol 1,4,5-trisphosphate receptor-interacting protein-like 1. The record is from RefSeq and is a predicted model, not a curated record. NCBI's taxonomy places the organism in Eukaryota, Metazoa, Chordata, Aves, Passeriformes, Turdidae. The transcript has a single exon. The coding region runs from base 1 to 1653 and encodes 550 amino acids. Gene Ontology annotation, cellular component: membrane.
AUGAAUUCCAUUGUGCUACUGUUUGUGCUUUUGAAAAGCCUCAUCCACUACCCACAGCUCGUGGGUGAUGCUUGGGAUGAGGAAACACGUUUUCGCAUGGAAGUGCGUGCAAAGCAGCUGGAAUGGGAGAGGAUUCAGCAGGAGCUGGAGGCGGAGCAGCUCACCCCAAAGCAGGUGCAGCUCUUGCAGCUCUUAGCUGUUGCUGUGCUCCUGGUUCUUGUCUUCAUCCUAUGGCUGAUGGGGUGCAAAAGGAGCCUGAGGAGAGAAGGCCAUGAAGAAGAGAACAAUGGUGCAAAUGAAGAGGAAGCCGGAAACGGGGAUGCAAAUGAAGACGCAGGUGUUGGAAAUGCAGAAGAAGAUGAUGCCAAUCAGGAGGAAGACGGCAACGAUGAUGGCAAUGUACAGGAAGACGGCCAUGUCGCUGCAAACGGAGAAGAUAAUAUUGAAAAUGACGAUGUCAAUGAGGCUGCAAAUGCAGGAAACAAUGAUCUUGCACUUGUAGUCUAUGAAACUGGCACUGUGUUUGACGAUAACAUUGGCAGAGUUCUCAUGGAACGCAUACAGUGGCCGGUCCAGGAGCUGCAGGCAGGCUGCCAGUGGACACAGAACCUCAUGGACAAUUAUGGGCUGUACUUUGGACACGUCUUAGCAAACAGCUUCUACCCAGGCCUGCAACGAGCCAUCGGGGUGGGCAGCGCCUUUGAAGGUUGGAGUCCACGUGAGCAGGAUGUUGUCUACCAGGUGCUCAUUCCCAUGACUCCUCCCCGAGGCCACAGCUUCCACCUGGAGCUGGACUCUGCAGAGCAGAGGCACGUGAGGAACUUCCGUGUCCGCGUGCAGCUGGAGUGCACCUGCACCAAGGAGCAGCAGGCAGAGGGCAUGCUGUGCUUUCUGCACCACCCCGAGGAGGAGCUCAGGAGCAAUCAGGAUCCCAGCCUCCUCAACACCCUCUGCACCGACUCCUACCUGGAUGUGCAGAAAACCGCCCGCUGGUUCUACCAGCUGGUGAGAGCCAUCUGGCCAGCACUGCCCCAAUCACACAACUGGCAUUUAAAACUGCUGCCCUCCACACGCUCCUGCCAAUUCCAGGUGACCAAUGGCAGAAAAAGCUUCAGGAUUGAGAUGCUGUUUGGGGUGCGCAGAGGUGACUCAGACAUCUUUGUCAGCAGCCAGCCUAGAGAGGCUCACACCCAAAGCACAGCCUGGCCUGAGACUUAUGCUGUGGCAGAGGCCAAGUUCUUCAAGCACAUCGCCAAGCAGGCUCCCCGGGACAGUUUGCACCUCAAAUGCCUGCAGUUCUUCACUCGUCUCCUCCUGGGCUUCACCUUUUCCACCUAUACUGUGAAGACCAUUGUCAUGCACAUGCUCAAUGUGGGGCCCGUGUCACAGUGGCGCAGGAGACAUUUCCUGAACCGACUGCUGGAUAUCAGCAGGUGCCUGCGCGUAUCUGUGCUGGUAAAACGCCUCAACCAUUUCAUUGUGGGCAACCAGAGGCUGCCUCAUUACAUCCAUUUGCCCCCAGACAUUCAAGCUGCUCCGCCAUACAAUCUCUUCCAUCAGCUGGCAGAGGAACCGGCCGCCCACACUCAGGCCACAUAUGACUGCCAGAUUCUGCUAAAGGGGCUCAAAAGAAUCCUUCUUGGUGAGCAGUGA